Triticum turgidum subsp. durum (durum wheat) is the source of this 1842-nucleotide messenger RNA. NCBI's taxonomy places the organism in Eukaryota, Viridiplantae, Streptophyta, Magnoliopsida, Poales, Poaceae. The record is from the annotation of a GenBank genome assembly.
AUGAUCGGCCUCGGCUACGACCGCUCCGUCCGCUUCAUGGACGGGCCCGACGACCCGCGCCUCCGCCACCCGCACGACUGGUACAGGUUCGGCGCCUUCGGGCCCUACUCCUGGCGCGGUAUCGUCGUGGGGCCGCCCAUCCGCGGCCGCUUCUCCGACGACCGCGUCUCCCUCAUGUCCGAGGUGGCCGACCACGACGAAUGGGACCGCAACGAGCAGUUCGAGAUGUCCAACCAAUUUUCACACCGUCUCAACGAGCUCGAUGAUGCCGUCGGCUUCCGGUACUACUGGGUCUUCGUGCGGCACCCUAGGUGGCGCCCCGACGAGCCACCAUGGCAGCAGUGGACGCUCUCGGCCGAGGUCGCCGUCCAGGCCAGCAAGGACCAGCGGCUGGAUAAGUGGAGCCUCAUGGGCCGGUUUGGUAACUCGACACGCGAGCUGAUCACGCGCUGCGCGGCCUGGACGCGCCCGGACAUCCUAUAUGUCAAGCGUCCGCUGUACCAGUCGAGGUUCGAGCCACAGGAGGAAUUCUUCAGUCGGCUCCGCCCGUUGGUUGAUCCCUCAACCGAGAACCAGUUCUUGUUUGACCUUGAACAGGAUGGCAGGGUCAUUCAGACGACCUACUUCGGGGGCCUUUGCAGGAUUGUGAAGGCAAGCCCAAAGUCUUAUGUGGAUGAUGUUGUAAAUGCAUACUCGAAGCUGAGUGAGGCGGAUAAGUCAUGCUGUCUGGAGUUCUUGCUCACAAACCAUCCCAUGGAGCUGCUCCACCCAUACACCAAGGAGUGGAAAGUCAAGCUAGAGGAGAUGGAACUUGGGUGUGAUGCGCCUGAUGAGAGUGACGAUGAGGGUGGUGAUGAGAUUGGAAGUGAGAUCAUUGAUUGGGUUGAGGAUGAGGAGGUUGAUGUGAUUGAUGAUACCGAGGAUGAUGUAGACAACGACUAUGAGGAUGAGGAAGUGGUUGAUGUCAGUGAAGAGGUGGAAGCAGAUGAAGUAAUAGAAAGUAGUGAGGAGAAUGAGGACUACUGGGACGAGCAAUGGGAUAAAGCGAUGAAAAGUAAUGAUAAAAUGGAGAAACUGGUCAAGAACAGGGUUGAGAAAUCAUAUGAGUAUAAUAAGCGGCAAAUGCAACAGCAGAAAGAUAUGGAAUCGCAAAUGGGCACUUCCAAUACAAUGAUUAUGCAGCAGGAGCAGGCCGAGGAGGAUGAGAGGAAUGAUCGUAGCUUGGUUGUUGACGACAGCGGCUUCGGUGGCACGACGCAACCGCAAUGGAAAUACGACGAUCUGAAGUCAUGGAUAUGGCUGCAGAAGGCCAUUCACCCGGAGCUGGACUACGACAACAAGAAGAAAUGGGUGACACUGCGGGGCGCGGCGGCGCUGCGAGGGAGGCGCGGCGGCAGCGGCGGCCAUGGGCAGAGCGAGAGGGCGGACCAGGGUGGCACGGCGCCGUGGCAGGACGACCUGGACUUCGACUUCAACUACGCGAGGUCCAAGGCGGCGCUGGCCAAGGGCGACGAGCUGUUCGUCGCGAUGCCUGACGGCAAGUGGAAGCUGCACACGGUGUCCGCGGCCACGGACAGGAACGGCAAGGUCGUCCUCCGGAUCAAGAAGAUGAACUUGGUCAUGCAGGCCUUCUCCAACACCAAAGAAUGCGUGGUGGAGGACGUCCGGCCGUGCGCGCCGGAGAAGGCGAGCCGGGAGGGGGACGCGACGUACCCGGUGGAGGUGAGGACGAGCAGGGGCAAGGUGGAGCUCCGCGCCGACGACUACGCCGUGUACAAGAGGUGGGUCACCACCGUGACGCACAUGCUCACCUCCUCCACCGCCAUCACCAUGCGCAAUUAA